UGUGGCUUAGUCUGAGUGGAAUUACUUAAAGCGCCAGGAUUCAGACCCUCCAAGAACACAGGUUGGUGUAAAACCUUGGGGUCAGUUCCACAAUCUUGGAAUCUCUUUCUUCAGGGCUCACAUCUCAGCUACCUGUGACUCCUCCUCACAGCAGCCAUGGCCAUGAUUGCCGCCAAAGCUGCUGCCACUGUGGCCGGAGGAGUCAUCGCUGUAGUGGUUGUGCCCAUGGGGGUCAGCGCCCUGGGCUUCACCGCCGGAGGAAUCGCCGCCAACUCUGUGGCAGCCAACAUGAUGUCGUUAGCAGCCAUCGCCAAUGGGGGAGGAGUUGCUUCAGGGAGCCUGGUGGCCAUUCUGCAGUCAGUGGGAGCUGCUGGACUCUCCCUGGCCUCCAAAGUCAUCGUGGGCACUUUUGGGACUGCUGCUAUGGCGGGCAUCAUGCGGCUGAUCCCGUAACACGUCCAUGGCCUUCCCACUGCAGAGAAGAGGAUCACCCCGGGGAGAGGUGGUGCUGCCCAGCCAGCCUGCUUAGGCCAAGUACAGGUCCUAGGGUUACAAUGCCCGAAUGCCGCCCCCGGGGGAAAUCAGAAUAAAAAUGAAUUGUGACUACCUGUC
Messenger RNA from Tupaia belangeri chinensis (Chinese tree shrew), 612 nucleotides. Its product is annotated as interferon alpha-inducible protein 27, mitochondrial. Gene Ontology annotation, cellular component: mitochondrial membrane. The record is from RefSeq and is a predicted model, not a curated record. Bases 157 to 453 code for a protein of 98 amino acids. NCBI's taxonomy places the organism in Eukaryota, Metazoa, Chordata, Mammalia, Scandentia, Tupaiidae. Gene Ontology annotation, biological process: intrinsic apoptotic signaling pathway; release of cytochrome c from mitochondria. The transcript has 5 exons.